CGGGGCCGGGCACGUGUCCUCGGGCCGCCCCCUCAGCCACGUGACCCGCCCAGGGCAGGGUCUGAGCUGGGCUGGGGGCCGCGAGCCCUGGCGGCACAGACUGACUGGCCGGCCGGGAGCAGAGCUGACAGGCGUUGGCGCGGCGCGGCUCGGCCCCGGGCGGAGUCGGCGGCGGGCGGGGACGCGGCGCGGGAGGACGCGGCGGCGGCGCUGGGAACGGACGCCCGGGCGCCGGAGGCGCCGGGAUGUGGAGCGGCCCGCCCCAGCCAGACCAGGGCCUCCCGCCGUCCCUCGCAGCUGUCCCGGUCUCCUGGAAGAGCACGGGCCCCUGCCAAGGCCACAGGGAGUCCCCAGGAGCCCUGGUGGAGACCUCCGCCGGGGAGGAGGCCCAAGGCCAGGAGGGCCCCGCGGCCGCCCAGCUGGACGUGUUGCGCCUGCGCAGCUCUUCCAUGGAGAUCCGAGAGAAGGGCUCCGAGUUCCUCAAGGAGGAGCUGCACAGAGCGCAGAAGGAGCUGAAGCUAAAGGACGAGGAAUGUGAGCGGCUGUCCAAGGUGCGGGAGCAGCUGGAACAGGAGCUGGAGGAGCUGACAGCCAGCCUGUUUGAGGAAGCUCACAAGAUGGUUAGAGAAGCCAACAUGAAGCAGGCGGCAUCAGAAAAGCAGCUGAAGGAGGCUCGGGGCAAGAUCGACAUGCUGCAGGCAGAGGUGACAGCCUUGAAGACGCUGGUCAUCACGUCCACACCAGCCUCUCCCAACCGCGAGCUUCAUCCCCAGCUGCUGAGCCCCACCAAGGCCGGGCCCCGAAAGGGCCACUCUCGCCACAAGAGCACCAGCAGCACCCUCUGCCCCACCGUGUGCCCUGCUGCAGGACACACCCUCACCCCAGACAGAGAGGGCAAGGAGCCCGGGCUGCCCCCGCUGCUCUCCCUGCUCCUCUGCGUGGUCCCCAGCAAGGCGGUUCACCUCACCUACGAGCCGGCCUGGCCGCUCCCACCUGGGGAGCCCCCAGCCCCCGCCUGCACUCCCUCUCCCUCCUUUUCCCGACAGGUGGACACAAUCCUGUUUGCAGAGUUCCAGACCUGGAGGGAAUCACCCACCCUGGACAAGACCUGCCCCUUCCUGGAAAGGGUGUACCGGGAGGACGUGGGUCCCUGCCUGGACUUCACGAUGCAGGAGCUCUCGGGGCUGGUACGGGCCGCCGUGGAGGACAACACGCUCACCAUCGAGCCGGUGGCUUCGCAGACACUACCCGCAGUGAAGGUGGCCGAGGUUGAUUGCAGCAGCACCAACAUGUGUGCCCUGAGUGGGCUGACCCGCACCUGCCGCCACCGAAUCCGGCUCGGGGACUCCAAAAGCCACUACUACAUCUCACCAUCUUCCCGGGCCAGGAUCACCGCAGUGUGCAACUUCUUCACCUACAUCCGCUACAUCCAGCAAGGCCUGGUCCGGCAGGACGCAGAGCCCAUGUUCUGGGAGAUCAUGCGGCUUCGGAAGGAGAUGUCACUGGCCAAGCUCGGCUUCUUCCCCCAGGAGGCUUAGGGCACAGCCCAGGCCUGGAGGGAGCUCUGAGAUGGAGCAAACACCCACCCCAGAGCGAACAGACACGCAGGGAGCCAGAGGCAGAACAGAUGGACAGACAGGCCGCAGAGGCAGCCCUGAGCCAGCACCACAUGUCCAUCCUGGGACAGACAGAGGGACAGACGGGCCUGGACGUCACGGGAAGAGCCCUCUCUCUUCCCAACUGGGUUCUGCCACCACCAGGAGGUUUUCAAGAAAGCACCAAAGACCAGGGAGCUCGGAUCCUUACUCGGGGGUCCUCAGCCCUUGGGAGGGGACACCUGAGGCAGCCAGCAUCCCCCUCCCCAGUCCCCAGAACCGCCUGCAGGUGCCUUGUUGCCAGCAUGUAGUCAGAAAGGGACUGUCUGGGUGGCUGGAUCUCCGGGGUACCCUCCGCCCCAGCUGCCAAGCCCUGGGCCAGCAGCGCCCCCUUGUGGCCAUCCUGUGCCUUGUUCUCGCUGGCUUCCCUGUUGGACUGCUAGGAGGAGCUGGCGGGGCCUCCACAGCACAGAACUGCCCCAAAGCCUUGUUAAGAUGAAUCAGGGCCCCUCCCCUUCCCUUCUUCUCCCACUCCCUCCUUUCUUCCCUUCCUCUCCCUUCAUAAAGGCCUCCCUUGUCACCUCCCCUCCCACCCGACUCAGCCCUGUGCUCCUGGAGGCCCUGCUCCCAAAACCGCUGGAAGGCUUGGGGCACUGUCUCCCACAGUAGAACACACACAGGGCUUCAGAUCGCCCACGCCUGUUUUCCGCUGUGGGUGGCCAUGCAGACACCCGCCCUGGCUUGUGGGGCCUGGGUGGGCAGGCAGGACCUGGGCCCUCCCACCCAUCAGAGCCCACUUGGGACCAGACCAGGGUUAGGGUCUCCCACCUGGACACAUCCCUCACCACGUCCAGAUUUCCUUCUUCGGAUAGAAUGUAACACGAUCUCUAUUUAAUAAAGGAAGGCUUUGUUGGUACAGGCUGGGUGGCCACGCGCCCUCACUCCUGCACCCUGGGGCUCCAGCCAAGGCUUGGGCAUCUGAA
Messenger RNA from Sapajus apella (tufted capuchin), 2578 nucleotides. RefSeq names its product RAB3A interacting protein like 1 (gene RAB3IL1). Gene Ontology annotation, cellular component: Golgi to plasma membrane transport vesicle. The transcript has 11 exons. Gene Ontology annotation, molecular function: guanyl-nucleotide exchange factor activity. Bases 246 to 1538 code for a protein of 430 amino acids. The record is from RefSeq and is a predicted model, not a curated record. Gene Ontology annotation, biological process: exocytosis. NCBI's taxonomy places the organism in Eukaryota, Metazoa, Chordata, Mammalia, Primates, Cebidae.